Molecule: messenger RNA, 7277 nt
Organism: Spirometra erinaceieuropaei
Lineage: Eukaryota; Metazoa; Platyhelminthes; Cestoda; Diphyllobothriidea; Diphyllobothriidae
Source: the annotation of a GenBank genome assembly
AUGAAUAUCAGUCAGUCGGUGUUGCAGUCCGUGGCGGCCACUCUAAAGGGCAAAUCAUACAGCCAGUUGGAGGCCCUGGAACGCCAGGUUAACAUUCACAGUUUUGAUACUAAUUUCUCUCUUGCUUGCCUAGUCUUCAGUACACCCUGUUUAAGUUAGUUUGUCUCUGCCAUACCUAGCUCGGCGAUAUGCUGAAAACCUGUCGAUCUACCUCUAGACUUCCGCAGUAUCUAACUUAAUUCGGUUUUGCACCCACCGUGUCCUGAUGGCAAUGAACAUUCGGCAAGACUAAAUGUGGGCCCAGUGACUAAUAUUCCUAGACCAAAAUUAAUAUACACAAUGCACGCGCAAAUCCCUGCACGCUUAUGAUCCAGAUUUCAACAAAAGGGUCUCAGGAGUCAUUUUAGCCAGGCGCUCAGUCUUGGGAAGUAUCGCAUUAUACGUUAGUUUGCAACCUUCUAGUCGCGACGCUUAGCGCGUUCGAUUUAUUACAGCUAGGAACUAAUCACUAGAUCCGGUUUGUGACUCCUCUAUCAUAUCAAUGGGAAGUCCGCGUUAACAGCCAAAAAACUAACUUAUUUACAAUACAUAGAUGUUUUGGCAGAUUUUGAAUAAUUCAUAUUGGCCCAACUGUGAAAAACUCGGCGCCUCGGUAGGAGUCGAACCCACACAGAAAGGGGAAGGCUUUGGUACAGCCAACGCUCUAACCACUUUAGCUAUGAGGCCCCGCCGGACGACGCGAGUUUAAACACAUUUGGGUUAAGUUACCCGCCCAACCUACUGCAACGUCUGGAAUCCACCAAAUCUGAUACAGGAUUUCCUAAGUAAUUCACCUAGAAUCCACCAGAUGACUACCAGGCUCACGUAGUUCAUGCGUAUUUUGGCAGAUUUUUAAUAAUUCCUCUAUGAAUUACGUAAGCCUCGUAGCCAUCUGGUGUAUUCUAGGUGAGUUACUUAGGAAAUCCUGCCUGGGCAGCCAAUUUACUGUAUCAGAUUAGGUGGAUUCCAAACGUUGCAGUAGGUUGGGCGGGUAACUUAAGCCAAAUGUGUUUAAACUCGCGUCGUCCGGCGGGGCCUCAUAGCUAAAGUGGUUAGAACGUUGGCUGUACUAAAGCCUUCCCCUUGCUGUCGUGGGUUCGAAUCCCACCGAGACGCCGAGUUUUUCACAGUUGGGUCAAUAUGAAUUACUUCUAAUAGCUUAUAUGGCGUGAAAAGUAGCGUACGGCAUCACGGGUUACGGCUAUACAUGCUGCCCUGUCGGGAUCUAGUCCCUCGGCGGUAGAUGCUCAAGGUGCGGAGCAGGGAAAUGAAAAAAAUUCGCCUCCGAAUAAACACGACGCAGUGCCAAUGAAACUCUUAUACAUGCCAUGCAACACAGUGGCGUUAGCUGGCGUCUGCGACAAGAGGCCUGUCUGACUAGUAGUUGAGUUCUGUAAUGAAACGCUGGGCUCCUCAGAAACGACAGUUGUCAAAACUGUAGAGUUGUCGCAGCUCAAUGUGUCAAGGCUUUGUAACCCUCACCACAAUUGACCAGAUUUUCGAGGCGCACUAACUAAAGUUACAAACAACAGCAAGUAUUUACAUUCGACAACUACUUAGUCGCGCUGUUUUUAUGUAGGCAAUCAACGUAACAAGGAGACUGGUGUAGGUAUAUUUUUGCUCAGCCGACUAAUGUGAUGGAUGCGUCUGUUACGAUAGCAAGCUAUUUAAAAACGCGCUUGAGUAGUUUACACGCAGUCAUUUAACCAUGUUUCGUCCUUGGUCGUUUUCAUCUUUUUUAAGUUCGCCUAUUUAAUGAUAAUCUCCAACGAUAAAGGAUAAGAGCUUUCAGCAUCUGUGUGCGGUCCCUUGCGAAAGUUUGCGCAAUCUUUUGACCUACUAUUUUAAUCCUUCCUGGGCUAGAAUUAAAUAUCCGCGGGCUUUUCAAGCUAUCUUUAUGUGGUACAUCGGACUUCCUCAGCACAGUCUUUCGGCUUAUCUUAAAAUUCUGGAUUUUGAUUUCAGCUGAGGUGUAAGCCUAUUGGAAGCUUCUAUAUCGCUUGGAAAUCUCUUUGAACUAACCGAUCAGUAUUGGCGCAAGCCUCGUUAUCAGUGAAAUCAACCCACAUCCUAUUUAAUUCUCCGCGUCAUUCACUCGUGAGCUAACCUUAGCCUAAUCCAGUUUCUCCUCUGUUUUCCUUUAUUGUCGUUUUUGCUUCCUUGUUGGCUCUUGGAAAACGUUUCUCCGCUCAAAGGCUAAAAAUGAGGAGUUUGUGGAACUAAUGACUGCAGCGAAUGCGACAUAUUAUACUUACACUCAAAAGAUCAUGAAUAAGGCAAUGAGAAAACUGCUAUUUUGCAUUAAGAUUUUGCCACUGUCUUCAGGAAGGGUGAUUGUGCAACGGUUGGGCAUCAAACGCGGGCGACCGAAAAGUUCUCAACGUGAUUUGCGCUGUUUUAAAUUUCAAAGGAGUCUUCAAAAAAUACUAAAGUUCUCGAUUUGUUCUGCAGCACACAGUUUGUGAUAUGCUGUUGUACAUUGAUGUUGAUCCAGCUUUCGAUUCCCCUCUCGAUAGAGCGUACAUUCUUUGACUGACUUUACUCAAAUCUGCGUCCCUUCGUUGGGCUUUGUGGCGUUGUCAAAUGUAAUUUUACAGACUGCACGAUGUAAUACGUCCACCGGCACGUGACACUUUAUUUUCCCUCGGUGUUGGCACGUAAACUGCGAAUAGCACACUCAAGCCCGGGAUAUUGGUACACUGACAUGGCGGGAACCUUGACAGACAUGCAGCAUCAUGACAAGUAGUGUAUUUGAAAGUGCUUUACAUUCGCAUAAAACACUUAAAUAUCGAGCUAACAUGUCACAAGCUUGAACGCCUUCACAGUAGUCCCUUCCAACUUGGCAUACCAUCAUGUAAUACUGUCGUCCUCUCUUUUUCACGAUUACAUGUAAUGCACCUCGGUCUGUUUCACCUCCCAGUCGCCCUGCCGACUCUUUGUCUAAAGCACUACUUCAACUCUAUGAACACUAUUCAUAGGCACAUCUCCUUCUAGUACUUCUUUUGGAUGUGAUCCGUCCUGACUAGUAGCAGAUUCCUUUCACCGGUAAGGAGCCCGUUUAAUGUAAAUUCACUAGAACUACCGUGCUUCGCAUGGAAAAUCGACAAAAUAUGGGUGAUUUGAUAUCAUUUUACUAAGACUGGGUUUAAUCAGUCACCUAUUGUGUUGGGAAGGUUAAUAAAAACUACUGCGAAAAAUCAGUCGUCAAUGCGCCCAGAUAGGAGGCCUAAGUAUAAGUGUGCCUUGACACGCGUCUGUUCUGCUCGCCUGCUUGGCAGAAAAGACUUGCCUGUGCUUUUUACGAAGUAGUACUGACAGCAUUUCAGUACAACUUCAUUUUAUCCGUUAUUCGACUCUGCCACAUUAGAUACAGCCUAAACUGAAGGGUGGUGAGGGUGUGGACGUUGCCUACUGGGAAACCCUUUCCCAAUUCGUGGCGGCACAGAUGGCUCGCACUAGACUGCGUGAACGUCACCAGGAGAAUCUUAGACGCAAGCUGGCUUACCUGCAACAGGUCCAGGGCAUCACCUCAGAGCCUAUCUUCCCCAGUGGCAGCUACAGUGGUGGUGGCGGUGGUGACAGCAACAGCACUGCCGAUCAGAUGGUGGAGCGCAUCCUCGAGCUGGAGUCCACCGUGCGCGAGAAGGCUGAACAACAGAUGUCUGACGCCAAGGCUGUUGACGAGGACGACAGUAAUAUGUUUAAACGGCCAACCGAACCGGAGCCUUCAGUGUCCUCCAGUUCCGCGGUUGAGGGGUCAGCGGCUCCCUCUGCCGAACCAGAAGUCAUUGUCGCCGAUCCCUAUGAUUCAGCUCUCUACUCACCCAAAUUGCUGGAACAGGCAGAUAUUGAAAUAGACGCGGUCAUUUAUGAUGCGCAUGAUGACGUUGCGAAGCUCGAGUAUCAGGUGAGAGGUUAUAUGCCCUGAAGUUUCUUUGUGGUUAUGUUUGGUAACCUAGGCCGUAGUAGCAAUAGUAGUAGUAGUAGUAGUAGUAGUAGUAGUAGUAGUAGUAGUAAUAGUAGUAGUAGUAGUAGUAGUAGUAGUAGUAGUAGUAGUAGUAGUAGCAGUAGUAGUAGUAGUAGUAGCAGCAGCAGCAGCAGUAGUAGUAGUAGUAGUAGUGGUGGUAGUAGUAGUAGUAGUAGUGCUGUUUCCGGUCUUUCCGCUCGCGUCAUCCUUCCCUUUUCUUUUCUCUACUCACCCUCUCCUAAGUCAGUCUUGUCCUCACGGACAGAUCGGCAUUGAUUCUGAUCCUUACACUUAGCAUGUAUCCCGGAUGCUGGUUAGAAGCUAGCCUGAGCCAUUAAAAACUGGCGACUUCAAAGGAACCAGCAUCUUAUAUAUUUUAUCUGAGUUAAUUAGUUAUCAACGUGGCCUAGACCUACGUUAAAAGGCGGAAUUACAGAAUGGCAUUCCAAUAUUCUUGACUACUACACCGUCGAUGCCUACGACAGUGUGCAGUACAUGGUUGCGUGUUUUUAUGCCAUUUAUUCGCUGUAUCAGUGAGACACCCGUCUACCUAAUCUCUGUUCAGACUAUAAGCCCAUUACGAUCAUAUUUUACUUGAUGCCGCAUGGUAGCCACCCGCUAAGAUUUUAGAGGCAAGCUUUUGAUAAGAAAGCAGUUCACUACUGUCCCACAUUAUUUGUACUACAUUGAGUUCUGACUAGGUUUUUCAAAUAACUAUGUAGCAGCGCAAGUGGUCUUCCUAAUUCAUUCGGGUAUUGUGACUUUCCAGCACCCACUUCAGAAGGGUUUUAUUCUCCCCCCUCUCACCACAUCCCGAUAGUUUAUUUCUGAAUUCCUGGCAGUUCACGUUUUUUCGUCAUACCAUCGUUCGCACCCGAAUUAGCCCUGAAUUUUACACGGACUCGGACUUCCAAUGUUGAAAUGAACAUGCUAUAGAAAAACUAAGCAUGCAACACGAACAUGGUCGGAGCUUCCCUACGCAGCCACAAAUCAAACUGCAUGUUCACAAGACUUUGUUCAAAACCAACAUUCUGUAGGAUAAGAAUGUGCGCAGAAGGUAUACAUCCACCGAAGGUAUUCGAUUCUCAUGUUUGCCCCCCCCCGCUUCUCCAAAUUCAUCUCACCCACCGAGUCUCAAACGAUAUAGCCGGUCAGGAUUGAGGUCACUCAGUCAUGUGUCGCGCUGAACUUGAAUGCGAAGUCUUCCGGAAUGCCAUCCUGCCGAACUCAACCCUGAUUGGUAACAACGGCGGGAUGAUCAAUUAAAGACGUAUGUGAACGGUCUAAAGGCUUAUCUGCUGUACGUCGAUGGCUGUGGGGUCUGGGGGGGGGGGGGGCGACGUACCAACCAGCCCAACUUUUCGUGGGAGUCUUCCACCGACUGACUGCAGUAGAGGACAAUCAUUUGCGGUUCGAUAGACUUUUGACACGCUUCUAACUUUACAAGUCAUGCCGAAUACCGUCACACGUAUGGAUAUUGAGUACACAUAAGGGGACUUCUUUCGACUCGUACACGCAGCUUCAGAGCACCGUUGUUUUGAAUGGUGCUAACAGAUCACGUAAUCUGGCUACCUCCUUAGUCGGUACUUCCUUCCCAAUACCAUGACCACAUCUGCUAUUGACAGUUAAUUUGGCUUUGCCUUCCGUCACCCUUAAAUGUGCAACAUAACUCGCGGUUAGGCUUACACACGAAACACCAGCUUGUGUAAUUGGUCAGAUAUGUAAACAUGCCGUUUGACUGAUUCUUUCGCGUAUUUCUCCCAUUCAAACUCGCCGUAAGUGAACAAAGGCAGGUAAUCAGGCUGAGAACUUAAUUAGACGAAAGAGGACCCCUACUGCGCUACUAAGUAGGCACAUAUUUUUACACGGCACUGAAGAUUCACAUGUUUAGGUCAGGACUUAUGGCAACAAAAAAAAAACUUCUCAAAGUUAUCGGCAAGCGUUCACCGCGCCUGUUUUCACUUCCUUCGAAGUCUCUCUUCCAUGGCUGUCUUGAUGAGGAGCGGCUCCAACUGGGGGCAACUAUUUGUCGGGUCCCUGAUGCUGACCCGAGCUUUUGUCUUUGUACUGGUCGGCUCGAAUAACGAGUGAAUGUGGUGGCCAGAAAGCUGUCUCUUAUCCGAAGCCCCUCCUAACAGGCCGUUCGACACAGAGGUCUCACCUACUUUUUUAGGUCGAUCAUUCUUAAAGAGUUCAAACGAGUCAGUAGAAUCUAGUCUGGAUAACUGAAGUAGUCUUCUAAGUGUCUGUCCACGCAUGCUCCUAAACAUUUGCAAACCUGUCCGAAAAGCGGCCUCUGGUUUGACAUCUCUGACUUUGCACAGAUUUCACAACAGACCUCUUUCCUUACAGCGCCAGGAUGUCCGUCACACUGGUGCCUUGCGACGCAGUGCCGAAGAGGAGAUGCUGAAACGUGCACGUGCAGGCAUCGAGGAAGGUGACUCUGAAUUCAGCCUUCAGGUGAGCUUCCAGCUACCUUUCCCCUGUUAUCUUUUUGAAUCCCAGCCUUGUUGUCGGCAUACAUCGCGUAAUUUUUUUACAGCUGCAUAAUGUAUCUGAGGCAGCACAUCAUUUUCCGUUAUCUGACCACUGAACAGUUCUUAAGCGCGGAAUUUGUCUGACUCGAUGCGAAGUGGCCCCAUAGUUAGCUAGAAAUAGUUUGCAUCCAUAGCUGUUUUUUAUUAUUUACGGUGCAAAACAGUCCUUUCGGAGCUCGCCAAUGUCAAUUGAUGAGACCAACAAUGGUUGGUGUAUCUAAGACGCAGACAUCAGAAUCAGUGACCAGAGGCUUUGUGUGGCUGACGGUAAUGAUGACGGGUGCAUGUUUAUCUCAAAUCAUAAUUUUCCAUCCUUUCGCAAUCUUCAGGUUCCUCUUGAGGAUCAAUCCUUCCUGUGGUCAGAUAAAUAUCGUCCAAGAAAACCGCGCUUCUUCAACCGCGUGCACACGGGCUUUGUCUGGAACAAAUACAACCAGACUCAUUACGACCUGGACAACCCACCACCCAAGAUCGUCCAGGGUUACAAGUUCAAUAUAUUUUAUCCCGACUUGAUAGACAAAACCAAGGCGCCCACAUACACUCUUACACCGUGUGCAGAUGAACCGGACUUUGCCGUCCUGCGCUUUGUUGCUGGGCCACCCUACGAGGAUAUUGCCUUCAAGAUUGUCAAUCGCGAGUGGGAGUACUCCUAUAAACACGGAUUCCGUUGCCAGUUUCACAAUACGAUUUUCCAGUUGUGGUUUCAUUUUAAACGGUUCCGUUAUCGUAGAUAG